Molecule: messenger RNA, 1449 nt
Organism: Ochotona curzoniae (black-lipped pika)
Lineage: Eukaryota; Metazoa; Chordata; Mammalia; Lagomorpha; Ochotonidae
Gene: CRHR2
Product: corticotropin releasing hormone receptor 2
Exons: 12
Coding region: 195-1430 (411 amino acids)
Biological process (GO): cell surface receptor signaling pathway; adenylate cyclase-modulating G protein-coupled receptor signaling pathway; long-term synaptic potentiation
Cellular component (GO): axon terminus; plasma membrane; dendrite
Molecular function (GO): G protein-coupled peptide receptor activity; peptide hormone binding; corticotrophin-releasing factor receptor activity
Source: RefSeq, a predicted model, not a curated record
CUCCGCCGCUUCUAGCUGGGAAGGUCCCGACUUGACAGCUCUGGACGACCCGGCACAGCACCCCGAGGCUGCCCGGCAGAACCGAGCUGGUGCGCCCGGGACAGGGAGCCUGCGCUCACUUGGGCACCCACUCCCCGGGCAGCCACGCGGGGCGCGCACUCCCACGCCCUCUGCGCGCGCGGUUGCUGGACGCGAUGGACGCGGCGCUGCUCCACAGCUUGCUGGAGGCCAACUGCAGCCUAGCGCUGGCCGAGGAGCUGCUGUUGGACGGCUGGAGGCUGCAGCCCCUGGACCCUGAGGCUCCCUUUUACUGCAACACGACCUUGGACCAGAUCGGGACGUGCUGGCCCCGGAGCGCGGCCGGAGCUCUGGUGGAGAGACCCUGCCCAGAGUACUUCAAUGGCAUCAAGUAUAACACCACCCGGAACGCCUACCGGGAAUGCCUGGAGAAUGGGACAUGGGCUUCAAGGAUCAACUACUCGCAGUGUGAGCCCAUUUUGGAUGACAAGCAGAGAAAGUACGACCUGCACUAUCGCAUUGCCCUGGUUGUGAACUACUUGGGACACUGCAUUUCCAUGGCGGCCCUGGUGGCAGCUUUCCUGCUGUUCCUGGCCCUGAGGAGCAUCCGCUGUCUGAGGAAUGUGAUCCACUGGAACCUCAUCGCCACCUUCAUCCUGCGAAAUGUCACGUGGUUCCUGCUGCAGCUCAUUGAUCAUGAAGUUCACGAGACCAACGAGGUGUGGUGCCGCUGCAUCACCACCAUCUUCAACUACUUCGUGGUCACCAACUUCUUCUGGAUGUUCGCAGAGGGCUGCUACCUGCAUACGGCUAUUGUCAUGACCUACUCUACCGAGCGCCUGCGCAAGUGGCUCUUCCUCUUCAUCGGAUGGUGUGUUCCCUGUCCCAUCAUCAUAGCCUGGGCCAUUGGCAAACUCUACUACGAGAAUGAGCAGUGCUGGUUUGGCAAGGAACCUGGUGAUCUAGUGGACUACAUCUACCAGGGCCCUAUCAUCCUUGUGCUCCUGAUAAACUUUGUGUUUCUGUUCAACAUCGUCAGGAUCCUCAUGACAAAGCUGCGGGCGUCCACUACCUCUGAGACAAUCCAGUACAGGAAGGCGGUGAAGGCCACCCUGGUCCUGCUGCCCCUGCUGGGCAUCACCUACAUGCUCUUCUUCGUCAACCCUGGAGAGGAUGACCUGUCACAGAUUGUGUUCAUCUACUUCAACUCCUUCCUGCAGUCUUUCCAGGGUUUCUUUGUGUCCGUCUUCUACUGCUUCUUCAAUGGAGAGGUACGUUCGACCCUGAGGAAGAGGUGGCAUCGCUGGCAAGACCACCACACCCUACGUGUGCCCGUGGCCCGAGCCAUGUCCAUCCCCACAUCUCCCACGCGGAUUAGUUUCCACAGCAUCAAGCACACAGCGGCAGUGUGACCCCCAGGAGCCCACCUGC